This is a messenger RNA of Haplochromis burtoni (Burton's mouthbrooder), 1430 nucleotides long. It is a transcript of the gene tradd, whose product is annotated as tnfrsf1a-associated via death domain. The coding region runs from base 16 to 1011 and encodes 331 amino acids. Gene Ontology annotation, cellular component: tumor necrosis factor receptor superfamily complex. Gene Ontology annotation, molecular function: transmembrane receptor protein tyrosine kinase adaptor activity. Gene Ontology annotation, biological process: extrinsic apoptotic signaling pathway; positive regulation of canonical NF-kappaB signal transduction. NCBI's taxonomy places the organism in Eukaryota, Metazoa, Chordata, Actinopteri, Cichliformes, Cichlidae. The record is from RefSeq and is a predicted model, not a curated record. The transcript has 5 exons.
UUUUCACCAAUCAGAAUGCAGCUUGAUUGCUGCUCACCCAAUGGGAAGCCAGGAAGCUCAUACUGUCCGUGUGAUUCCACAGAAGGAAGCGUUACCAAACACUUUAACAAAGUUUUAAGUAGUGUUCAGAGAAUGGCGGACAAGACUGUGGAUGGAGGUCAAUGGACGGGAUGCGCAGUCAUGUUUCUGCAGUCGCUGUGUCCCGGUGUGAACCUGCUCUCUCUCUACAAAGACCCACAGGGAAAGUUCAUCAUUUUCAAAGUCAUCAAGCUGACACUUACAGACUCUGCUGGAGGCCUGGGUACAUUUGAGAUCCUAAAGGUCCAUGACGCGGAUCCCUUCCUGGGGGUGGAGGUGAAGUUUGUGAAUGUGGCAGCAUGUCAUCAGUUCCUGGAGAGCUACAGCUCUGGAGCGGUGAGACAGUAUCUCUGCCAGCACGCCUGCCGGCUGCUCGCUCUGUCCCAGGAGUUAACUGUGGAAACCCAGCUCAAGGCAGGCACUCAUACUCUGGAUCGGUGUCUGGACAAGCUGGAUCUUUGCCUACAGCACAUCCACCUGUCACAGCCGGAGCGCCUGCGCGAUGAGGAGAUCGAUGAGCUCGAGCAGCAGCUGCAGAGUCAGGCCCGCGGUCCUGCCUCACAGUCCGUCACCAUCAUGCAGGAAGAGUCUCCCGUUCCCAGCAACUGCUUCAAGUUUCAGAACAGAGUGUUUGAGGACCGAAUGCUGACAGCGGCAGAUGUGCAGAGCUUUUCUAACGGAGUUGGCCGUCAGUGGAAGCACGUAGGGAGGGCCUUGGGGAAGAACUGCCGCGCUCUGAAGGGCCCGGCCAUAGACAACCUGGCCUACGAGUACGAGAGAGAAGGGCUGUAUGAGCAAGCCUAUCAGCUUCUCAGCCGUUUCAUCCAGGCGGAGGGGAGGGCGGCCAAGCUGAGCCGACUGGUCAAAGCACUGGAGGACUGCAAACUCACGAGCCUGGCUGAAAAUAUUCUGGACCUGCAGCCGCGAGAGUAACUCUGAGUCUCAGCUGUGAAAACAGAGAAGGGGGGGCGGAGUCCUCUCUGUGCAAGGAGCAGCGACUUUGUCCUCCCUGCUUAUGCUAUACACACACAGUGUGUUUGUUCUUCACGUCUGUCAUCGACAGCAUCCCAUCCUUCAAAUCAUCCCCCGUGUGUGCGUGCGUGUAGGAGUGUGUGUGGGAGUGUGUGCGUAUAUUGAAUGAUUCACGUCUUUGCUUUUCAAUUAUUAGUAUUAUUGAUAAUUGUUUUAAUUUAGUUGAAUGAUCUGUCAUCACUUUUUUAAAAAUGCUGUCAUGAGUUUAAUGCACUGUUUAAACUGUUGUCAUCAUGUUUCUCCUUUUAAAGUCUAUUUACAGAUGGAACCUGUUGGGUCUUCUUUCUAAUGAGUGCGAGACUGUUUUUUUUUUUCUUCCA